Haliotis rubra (blacklip abalone) is the source of this 783-nucleotide messenger RNA. RefSeq names its product opine dehydrogenase-like. The record is from RefSeq and is a predicted model, not a curated record. NCBI's taxonomy places the organism in Eukaryota, Metazoa, Mollusca, Gastropoda, Lepetellida, Haliotidae. Gene Ontology annotation, molecular function: oxidoreductase activity.
AUGACAGUAACAGUUCUUAUUUGUGGUGGUGGCAACGGAGCCCAUGUUCUUGCAACUUUAGUGUCUUCGAAGCCUGACAUGACAUGUCGCGUCCUUUGCACUUUCCAGGCUCGGGAAUGGACAAAAGCUGCAGCAAACAACAUUCUGUCAUGUUCAUUCACAUCUUUCAAGGGCAAAUCAACUUUAUACAAAGCUAACCCCCAUGCUAUAUCUGACGACCCUGCAGAAGUGGUGCCAGGAGCAGACAUCGUCAUCUUAGUUGUCCCUGCAUCUUCCCAUGGGAAGUACCUGACAGCCAUUGAACCCUACAUACAGAAGGGAACCAUCCUUGUUGCCUUGUUCUGGAAAAUACAGUGGGUGAGUCAUCUCGACGAUGAAAUCAACAUGAUAAAACUACGCAAACAACGAGGAAGACCAAAUGAAACCACAAGUGUACUUCAGUGGUUAUUAGACACUUAUGGAUCGUCCAUUACUGAUUCAAGCAGCCUUAAACAAGCUCUGACAACAAACCAGGCGUAUAGUGGAAUAUUUCAUCCCAUGAUUACAGCUGACGAAGGAUAUAUACCAGACUUCAAGAGCCGGUAUCUAACAGAGGAUGUUCCAUUUGGCCUCGUAGUGUACACAGGUUUAGCACAGAUUGUUGGUCUGGAAACAACUGCAAUAGAUACAGUUUUGCACUGGAGCCAGCAGAAACUAGGAAAAACAUACAUCGUGGGAUCUGAACUGUCUGGUCGGGACUUACAUGAGACGAGAGCCCCCAGGUGUAUGGCAUCACGUCCCUAG